Molecule: messenger RNA, 574 nt
Organism: Anopheles merus
Lineage: Eukaryota; Metazoa; Arthropoda; Insecta; Diptera; Culicidae
Product: atherin-like
Exons: 4
Coding region: 23-421 (132 amino acids)
Source: RefSeq, a predicted model, not a curated record
AACGUUUUCAACAUUAUACAGAAUGGGUCGUUUCACCUUACUGGCAGCGGUUUUCGCUGGAUUAGUGUGUUUGAUCGAUAUUUCUCCAGCAUUAGCCCAUCCAAGUGCAAUUAAACCGCCUACCGAUGCGUCGCAAAUGCCAAACAUCCCCAGCCCGGGCGAUUUUCCCAGGCCCCCCGGAAUGCUGCACAAACGGGUAUCACGUCAGGCUCCACCUGAAAUUCCCGGACAAGAUCAGUUCCCUCCACCGCCGCCGCCACCGCCCCAGAUGCCUCAGAUGAGAUCCCGUCGAAACGCUAGGACAUCGAUCGAAAUGACCAACAUUCUGCCGGCACUUGAAACCAUAUCGUACAUUUCGGUGGCACGUGACAAACGAGCCGCCAAGGGCACUGGAGGCAAGCUACCCAGUAAGGCUGGAUGAAAAGUAGAAGAGCAAACCUGAUUCCUUCAACAAUGUUUCUUAGCUGAUGAGUUCGCUUUCCCUUUGUUGCCCGUUAUCCAUAAUAUAUAGGGGUGUGACGAAUAGCAUAUUCAUAUGUACUACAAUCAAAUAAAUUACCAUGCAAGCAAUGAA